CAUCACAUUCAUUUUAACAGUUUCAACCAACACAAGCAUGAAAGUCUUGGUUCUAUUGGUUGCUCUAGCGGGGAUCGCCACAGCCGUGGACUAUUGCGCCUUGCCUACAUGUCUGGACAAGCACAUUGCUUGCAACAAUAAGGGCAACUUUAGCGAGGAAUGCCCUAAGGAUGUCCGUGAGAUUAAGCUGGAUGGACAUCAGAAGCUGAUUCUAGCAUUGUUCAAUGAGUUGCGCAACAAGGUCGCCGGCGGCAAAUUUGAGGGUCUACCCAAGGCGGCGCGAAUGGCCAAGAUGUCCUGGUGCGAGGAGCUCACUCAUUUGGCACUACUCAAUGUGAAGACUUGCCAGUCCCUGCCAGACAAGUGCCGCAGCACUGAGCGCUUUGCAUACGCUGGCCAAAACAAUGCCAUUUUCAGCUAUAGUGGUCCCGAGUCGGAGUACACCGAUGCGGAGAUCAUCAAGGAGCAGAUUGAGAAUUGGUUCUCCGAGCGCACUCACACCUCUCCUGAGAUUCUUGCCAGCUUCCCUGAAGAUCUGCCCAACAAGGCGAUUGCCAAAUUCACCAUAGCCGUCGCCGAGAAGAACACCCAUGUGGGCUGUGCCGCCGUACGCUUCUCUCGUGACUUUUACAACCACUUCGUGCUCACCUGCAACUUUGCCACCACUAACGUGAUUGGACAGCCCGUCUACACACCCGGCGAUCGUGCCACAGCCGGUUGCAAGAAUCGCUAUGGCGCUGCCUUUGACUAUCCCAAUCUAUGCUUCGCUAAGGAGAUCUAUGACAAUGACAAAAUUGUUCCUGAUAUUAAGAUAAACUAAGAGUACCAUUUACCAUAACAAUAAUCGCAUAGCCAAUUAAAUUGACGACCCCACCACCAUUCAGA
This is a messenger RNA of Drosophila arizonae, 885 nucleotides long. Its product is annotated as antigen 5 like allergen Cul n 1-like. Lineage: Eukaryota; Metazoa; Arthropoda; Insecta; Diptera; Drosophilidae. The record is from RefSeq and is a predicted model, not a curated record.